This is a messenger RNA of Geodia barretti, 2466 nucleotides long. Lineage: Eukaryota; Metazoa; Porifera; Demospongiae; Tetractinellida; Geodiidae. The record is from the annotation of a GenBank genome assembly.
AUGGUUGCGUUAUUCGUUGGGAAAACGCCGUUUGAUUGCUGCUAUGUUCGCGACGAUGACUUAGCGGAAUGGGUCGAGGCGGGAUGGCUAAGGCCCUGCGAUGACCUGCCCGGUGUCGAUCAGUAUCUGGACGAUAUCUUCGAUUACAACUCCGACGCUAUGACCUACGGAGGUAGGCGCUACGGUCUCCCCUACUAUACCGACUUUACCGUUUGGCUCUAUAACGAGCAGAUGCUUGAGGCAGCGGGAUUUGACGCGCCAGCGCAGACGUUGGACGAAUUGACCGAACAAGCGAUCAAAGUCAAAGAGGCACGGGUGAAAUCCCCCGACGGGGAUGUUAUCGAACAUCCGAUUGUGCUCGGCUUUCGUCAGAACGUCACCGGCUUCGGUGACUGGUGGUCACUGAAUUACGCGAGCGAAGUCGAUCUGUUUGACGACGACUUCAACCCAAUUUUUCCUGACGACGAAGGACAACGUGCAGAGAAGAUUCUUCAAUGGCUUGUCGACGGCAUCCACAAGCACCGUAUUAUCAACAUCAAUUCAUUGACGAUGCCAGAUAUUCGGGAGAAUAUUGCAGCGGGGAGACAGGCGUUUUGUCUGAUGAGUAAAUAUGAUGUAGAAUGGAUAAACAACCGCGAAAACUCCGCUGUCUCUGAAACGUAUCUGAGCCAACGCGGCAUCCCCGAAACGGAAGCCCUCCAUGCAAAAGUCAUUAAGAUGGCACGCCUCCCUUCUCUUGAACCCGGACAGCACGGCACCUUGGGGUGGACGCGGAUGUAUAGUCUGACAGCUCACUGUCGAGAGGAGCGCCUAUUGGAGGCAUGGGAGUUGAUGCAAUUUCUCGGGGGUAAGGACGCGACCGGUGACUAUUAUACGGCGCGACGCUGGUUUCAACUCCGGGGCCUAGGAUUCGCGUUCAUUUCCCUGAUGGAUGAUCCCGAAAUCAUUGCGCUAACGGAGAAGUGGGGCGACAUCAAAUUGGUUAAGGAACUAUCGAAAGUCGCCCGCAUCCGGGAAAACAUCAAAGCACCGUGGUUUCCUGACUUCAACGUUUACUAUCAGCCGGAGAUCCAGAAGAUCCUGCUGCGUCAACAGUCUCCCCGCGAUGGACUGGGACGCAUGGCAAAACGGUCUCUGGCAAGUCUCGGUGUGAUGGCAGGCUGCCUCCAAAAAACGCCCGAAGGGGUAAUUUUCAAAGGCUGGCCCUAUGAGCCUGACCUCGUGCGUGAAAAUGUCGAAUACUUCAAGCGGCAAACCAACAUCAACGUUGCCUACGAGGCGGUAUCGGGCAACUAUCACGAUAAGAUGGUUGCGCUGUUUGUCGGCAAAGCACCGAUGGAUUGCUGCUAUGUCCGUGACGAUGAUUUUGUAGAGUGGGUUGAGGCCGGUUGGCUGCGUCCUUACGAAGGUUUGCCCGGUGCAGAUGAGUACGGGGAUGACCUCUUUGACUAUAGUCUGGAUGCGAUGACUUACGAAGGAAAACGCUAUGGUCUGCCCUAUUACACUGACUUUACCAUCUGGGUUUACAACGAACAAAUGCUUGAGGCGGCAGGUUUCGAGCAACCGGCGCGGACGUUGGACGAGUUGACCGAACAGGCAAUCAAGAUCAAAGAGGCGCGAGUGAAAUCUCCCGAGGGGGAUGUUGUCGAAUAUCCAAUAAUGCUUGGCUUUCGGCAGGUGAUCACCGGGUUCACCGACUGGUGGGCAUUGAAUUACGCUUCCGAGGUUGACCUGUUUGACGAUGAUAUCAAUCCGAUUUUCCCGGACGAUGUGGACCGGCGUGCAGAGCAGAUUCUCCAGUGGAUUACUGACGGUAUUCACAAGCACGCUAUCAUCGACAUCAAUUCACUGACAUCGCCGCUCAUUCUCGACAAUGUCUCGGCAGGACGACAGGCUUUUGCGAUGAUUAACAAGCACGAUUUAGAACGGGUAAAUAGCCGCGAAGACAGUGCUGUUGCCGAAUCAUAUCUACGAGCGCGGGGCAUCACCGAAACGCAGGCCAGCUAUGCCAAAGUCAUCAAGAUGGCACCGGUCCCAAGUAUCGAACCCGAUCAGCAAGGCACGUUGGGGUGGUCGCGGAUGUAUUCCUUAACCGCCCAUUGCCGAGAGGAGUAUCUGUUAGACGCAUGGCGGCUGGUACAAUUCCUCGGUGGUAGGGACGCAAGCGGCGACUAUUAUACGGCACGGCGCUGGUUUCGACUCCGAGGCUUGGGCAUCGCAUUCAGGUCCUUACUGGAUGACCCUGAAAUCAUUGAGCAAACGGAGCAGUGGGGAGACGCCAACCUCAUCAAGGAAUUGUCAAAGGUCGCCCGUGCCCGCGAGAACAUCAGGGCCCCAUGGUUUCCCGACUUCAACCAGUACUAUCAGCCGGAGAUCCAGAAAGUUCUUAUCCGUCAGCUAUCCCCACGUGAUGGGCUGGCGCGGAUUGCCAAACGGUGUCGGGAACUGAAGAAGGAAUGGACAUAG